Aspergillus costaricaensis CBS 115574 is the source of this 837-nucleotide messenger RNA. RefSeq lists its product as uncharacterized. The transcript has a single exon. The record is from RefSeq and is a predicted model, not a curated record. NCBI's taxonomy places the organism in Eukaryota, Fungi, Ascomycota, Eurotiomycetes, Eurotiales, Aspergillaceae. The annotation marks the transcript as partial.
AACAUCAUGGAAUCACCUAGCACCCCCUUCCUGCCCAAAGAAGAGGAAGCUAAAUCUUCAACAGAAGAAGGCUAUACCUAUCAAGAGCACACACUUAAUUCCAAACCAACGCCCUGGCAUCGACAACCCAUAUGUCUCACCACAUUCCAUGUGUUAUUAUACCUGCUUGCGACAUGGGGAUCUCUUUCACUCAUCUCCUUUAUCAUACUUCCAUUUCCAUCGCCCCAAGCAACUAUUCCCGACGUUUAUCGCCCUGAGACCCUGCCUCCCGACCUACCCAUCUGCGAUUGCGGGUCUACAAUCAAGGAGGCCGUUCAUCGCAACUGUACAUACGACUCCCUCGCCACAGCCUGGCUCCCACCCCACUGCCGUGACGCCGAGUUAACUGCCCGCUUCGAUCGUUCCGGGCCCGGGCCCAAUGGCGAAUGGAGCUGCUACCUCGAUGAAUACGGCACUGUGCCCAUCACCAACGAUGAGAUCGCACAAUUGGCGGAAACAGGAGGCUCCUUCUGGUCAACACGGGAAUGGCACAUCGCGCAUUGCGUCUUCUAUUGGCAGAAGUAUCGUCGGAUGGGGAAGACCGGGGUGGUUAUGGAGGAGAGGUUCGGGAGUUUGAGUCAUGUGGAGCAUUGCUCCAGACUUAUCAUGAGUCCGGUGCCGGCUUAUUUCUUCUUUCUUUCGGUUCCCGUGGUGUUGAAUUCGAGUGUUGAGGUUCAGCAGAUGCCGUCGAGAUUGUCUAGGCCUGCAAACAGCCAUGUCAUCUGCAAUUCAUACAUCAAGGAGCUAGUCUACGUCUGUCGACAUGAAAUGGACGUAGGAAACAUAUCUAUCCUAUGA